GACGUGCACCCACACAAGGGAAUAAAUACACUGUUGCACUGGAUGUGUCCGGUAGCCUCCCCCUGCAGGCCGACGGAACCGGCAUAAAACAAUCACUGUAUGUUCGCCGUCUGAGCCGCUUAGCCGGGAAACACGAGACGAGUCGUGUAUUCAUGUUCCCGGGCGCGUCUGAAUAAAGCGGAGAGGCGAAAGCGGCUCGUGUGGUUUGCGCACAGGAUCUUAGAGCGGAGAACAUGUGAGAGGGAAUGGGAAACUGGAAGCUGGAUUACACUUUACAGAAAGACGCAAAAGGGGUUACGUUCAGGAUUUCGACAAAGCGCAGAGGCUCGGUCCAGUAGGACAUCCCCACGGCGGUCAAAGCGCUUUACGCGGACACGGGGAAAUAAGGACUAAUAUACCAAAGAUGAACACAAUUGUGUUUAAUAAGUUAAGCAGCCAGGUUUUAUUCGAGGAGAAUGCGAAUGAAGUGGAAAGAAGCAGUCGAAAUUAUUUAGAGGUGAUAGAUGGACAGCAUCCGGACCCAGUCAUCAAAGACAGCUCCGCGAUCCGACACAGGAGACCAGGGUCUCGUCAGAACCCAGGGAAGAUACGGCAUAAACGGCAAGCUCUGCAAGACAUGGCCCGGCCUUUGAAACAGUGGCUCUACAAACACCGGGACAAUCCGUACCCCACUAAAACAGAGAAAAUCCUUCUCGCGCUUGGCUCACAAAUGACACUUGUGCAGGUGUCUAACUGGUUUGCAAAUGCUCGACGGCGGCUGAAGAACACAGUUAGGCAGCCUGAUUUGAGUUGGGCCCUUAGGAUCAAACUCUACAACAAAUACGUCCAGGGCAAUGCGGAAAGACUGAGCGUCAGCAGCCAUGACUCCUGCUCUGAUGAUGGUGACCCAGCAGCUCGGGCCCAGGUCGGGGAGUUCAGUAAGCCAAUGUACCAGAGCGUCAUCAAGAAGGAAGGUGGUGCUGUGGGUGCUGGUCUUCGAACCGCUGCAGACGCCUCAUUGUCUGAUGACUAUGUGUCACCGCCCAAAUACAAGAGCAGUCUGUUGCACCGUUACCUUAAUGACUCACUCCGUCAUGUGAUGGUUGCCAACGGCGUAAUGGAUGCAAGGAGGAGGAACCACUCAGGCUCUUUCAGCUCUAAUGAGUAUGAUGAAGACCUGCUGUCACCAUCUUCUUCUGAAGCAGAGGCCAACUUUAUCUACAGACAUGAGACGGUGGAGCAUGGAUCAAAUAAAUCAGACAGCAUGAAGAAGGAGAAGGGACAGAGGAAAGACGAGACAUACUGGAGGGAGAUCAACGCGGCCAUGGCCCUCACUAACCUGGCUCAGCCCAAGGACACGGCCACCGGCGCCACCACCAGCUGCAUCAUCCAGAAAUCCUCACACAUAGCUGAAAUCAAGACUGUUAAAGUGCCCAUCCUGCACAAAUACUAACGCACACCAACACACGCAGAAGAUCCCGCUCUUCUACUUUUGGAAUUCAGUUGUUUUGAAUAUUGUUUAUUACUUUGAGGUACUGAUAAAUAAUACUUUUUUGGGGGGGUCGUUUUUAUUGUUAUUAUGAGUACGAUGAAGUGCCCUGAAAUGCAGCAUUUGUAUCGUUCACCGAUUUGUGCAUUUUUCCUUUGGGUCGCACAAGCUUUUUUUUGAUAAGUGUUGAUGAAUUGUCAGUAACGGCAGUAUUUCUGAACGAGACACUUUUGCAAUGUUAACUUAUUUUGAUAUUAAUCAGAAAUGUGUAUUGUAUCGCACCAAAGUGCCUUCAUGCAUCUCAAAGAGAGAAUGUACAGUUCAUGUCCUCUCUGAAUGAAAUAAAUGGUUGACACGACAGGAGGAGUGUGUAAUGCACUCUUCUCACAGCUUACAGGAGCUGAUGACCUUAAAAUGAAAUCAGCACAAGUCACAAAUGAACCUAAGGCCAUUUCUGCAUGUUUUGUCUUAAAAUCUCAAUCUGGCUGUGACUAUGACAUUAUUUUGUCUCUAAAAUGGAAAACUUCAACUGUCACCUGCGAACAAUAGUAGUGUAGCUGAGAGAUAAGUUCAGUCAGCCUAUAUCAAACUCCAGCUCUUCCUUACCAGAUAACAAGCACAGCUCUCCAAACUUUAACAAGGUUCUCUUAAAGUUAUGAACAAAUGUCCUUCCAGUAAUGUUAAUAGUGCCUUUGUUUAGUUAUUUGGUCUUUAAUAAUAUUCUCAAAACAGUAGCACAAAAAUAUUAUUUAUACAUCGUUCACUGAACGUUUUUAUUUAUAUCAUUUAAUAUUUGUAUUUUAUUUCUGAAACGUUUUAGUUGGAUGUUCAAAUGUUACUUGCUGCAUAAUGUUCCGAAUUACAACAUUUCUAAAACUGGAUGUUUUUAAUGUUCAAAGAACAUGCAGAAAUAACCUUAAUGGCAAUGUUAGCAAAACGUUCUUGGAACAUAUUUUCGUUAGCUGGGUUAGUCUCUGCUUUCUCUUAAACACUCUCAGUUGUGCACAUUUCGUAGACAAACAAUGAGCAAGAGAGAGACAGACUUCAAGGUUUGGUCCGUGACAGUUUGAGACGAGGAGUGGGACUCAAAGGGAUAUUUAUGAAUCCAUUAUCAGUGCUGCACUGAAUGUGUUGCCUUCUCACGUUUCUGUUCAGAACAAGGUACUUCAGUUGAAGCAGUAAAUAAUUUGGCCAGUUGUGUUCUACCCCUUUUUCUCUCUCAGCUGGUUAGAAUUACUCUCAAAUUGCUGUUUACAAGAAGUACGAGAGACACUUCCAUGUUUAAAAAAAAACAUAGCAGUAUUACCACAUAUCUGAUUCAGUGAAUGUUCAAACUUUUGUUUGUCCUGAGGUUUUAGCUCUUUUAGUUAGUGUUGUUGCCUUUGGUUCAACCAAGCUGUGUUAGUCUUGUAUUGACUGAAUGGGAAGAAAUUAUGUUUGAAGCAAAUGUUAUUUACAUUGGAGUUAUGGAUGCCAAGUAUGCAAUUUAGAGAAUUAAAAGCCACUUUUGAAGUGAGCGAGGUAACACUAUCUUAUGUUGGAAUAUUUUUAUUUUAUUUUUUUAGAUAAGUUUCCACCUGCUUGUGGUGGGAAAGGCCAAAGAGACUUGUUCAAAAAGUUGCAUGCACUUAUCUGA
Messenger RNA from Carassius auratus (goldfish), 3104 nucleotides. RefSeq names its product homeobox protein Mohawk-like. Lineage: Eukaryota; Metazoa; Chordata; Actinopteri; Cypriniformes; Cyprinidae. Gene Ontology annotation, cellular component: nucleus. The coding region runs from base 404 to 1432 and encodes 342 amino acids. Gene Ontology annotation, biological process: regulation of transcription by RNA polymerase II; cell development; muscle organ development. The transcript is spliced from 7 exons. Gene Ontology annotation, molecular function: RNA polymerase II cis-regulatory region sequence-specific DNA binding; DNA-binding transcription factor activity, RNA polymerase II-specific. The record is from RefSeq and is a predicted model, not a curated record.